Molecule: messenger RNA, 3566 nt
Organism: Xiphias gladius (swordfish)
Lineage: Eukaryota; Metazoa; Chordata; Actinopteri; Istiophoriformes; Xiphiidae
Gene: lemd3
Product: LEM domain containing 3
Exons: 13
Coding region: 382-2967 (861 amino acids)
Biological process (GO): negative regulation of BMP signaling pathway; nuclear envelope organization
Cellular component (GO): nuclear inner membrane
Molecular function (GO): chromatin DNA binding
Source: RefSeq, a predicted model, not a curated record
UGAGAGGAACGACAGACUUGUGGCGGGAGCCAUGUUUUCGGCCACGGGGGCUUAGACAAAACGGGAGAUCCUCGGAGAGCGUUUCCACGCGGAGUCGUUUUUCUUCUGUAAAAAUGAGCCCCCGUGUGCCGUUGAUGCGUUUAAGGCGGUCCCCCUCUGUCCCACUCCCGCCAGGAAGAGCAGCUAAAGCCCCUCGCUAUCCUUGACACGGACAAAAAGGGCAGGUUUUCGAUCUGAGCAAUCGCUCCUCACUGACAAGCCGAGCACGAUCGUUUACGGACAGCUGACGGUUGCUCUUGAACGCAGCCCACUUGGUCCACCGCCACUUCCACCCCCUGCGUCAUUUCCGCCACACAACCUUCUCCGAGAGUUUUGUCUAAGAUGGCGUCAAUGCAGUUAACGGAUGAGGAGCUUUUCUCCGAAUUAAAGCUCUUUGGUUUCACCCCAGGCCCGGUUACCGAAAACACCCGCCCGGUGUAUUUGAAGAAACUGAAGAAGCUUCGCGAAGAGCAACAGCAGCGGGGCUCCAGGUCCGGUAAAACCCGUAGCGGCGGGGCCAUCAACAGCACCACUGGCGGCGGCAACACGGCGGGAUCCAGGCCAGCCAGCCAUGACGUCACGCACCUGAGCUCUAACAGGAGACCGGGCCGGAAGUCCUCCGUCCUCGGCUUCAGCUCCGACGAGUCUGACGCUGAAACGCCACUGAAAAGAAAGGGCCUCAAUCACAGCGCCAGGGCAGACCGAAGCUCCGGGUUUCAGCAGCAGCCGAAGAUAAGGCCCGUUACAACGCGGAUCGUGGCUGCUCAGAGUCAGUAUGGCGCUGGGAGUACGCUGAAUAGCAGCAGUUCUUCCCCGGGUCCGGACGGACAGAGAGGUGUUUCGCUGGGCUGGGGAGUUCGUGCCAGAUCCAGCCCUGAGGCGGAAGGGAGGGAUUACGACGAAUCGGGAGACGAGGACGACUAUGAGGGGGAAACGGAGAAGAACUCUCGCUCUUUAAAUGGUUGCGGGGCGUCUCACUUGAUCACUAGCAAGUUAGCCGGGGAUUACUCAGACUCGGACGAGGAGGAGGUUGGGGCCCUUGGCGCCGGAGACCGACAUCGGGAUAGGUCGGAGCCCAGACGGAGCCAGCCGAAAGCGGCGUUCCCUUCCCACGGAGUCGGCCGAGGGUCUCAGACGGGAGGGGCAGCCAGAGAGGUUAACCCGCCCGGGAGUCGAAACAUGGUGGGAAGCCGGAGGGAGGAGGGAGAGGAAGACGAGGCAAAGAGAAGGGACUCGGACCCGUCGGGAGGCUUGCCGAGCCACAACUUUCCCAGGAAGUCCAUCUACGUGUCCCUCGCCGAGAACCAUGGAAGAGAGGCCGGCAAAAACAACCACGUCGACAGCGAGGACGGCUCCUCCAGGAGCAGCAGCCCUCAUAGGUUCAGCAUUGGGCUGAGACCGCGUUUCUCCAGCUACAGCAGCCUGUCCCAGCCGUACCGGGGCAACCACUCCAAUCACACCGCUCCAAACCACUCGUAUAGCCAGGCGGCGCUGAAGCAGAAACUGUCUGUCCCGGAGGAUGAGCUGCUUCAGCAAUUCAAAAGGGAAGAGGUGGCCUCCUCUGGGAGCUUCAGCGCUCACUACCUGUCCAUGUUCCUGCUCACGGCAGCCUGCCUCUUCUUCCUGCUGCUAGGCCUCAUGUACCUUAGGAUGAGGGGCUCUGGAUCCUCGGAGGUGGAUGGAGUCAUAAAGAGCCACCCUUUUGGCGGCGAGUUUGACUCUUCUUAUGACAAGGCAGAGAAGGACCUGAUCCUAAAGCUGCUGCUCAAUCUACACGACCACCUGGCCCACAUUGCUGGCCAGCAUGACUGCGGAGACCAGAAGUGUCCAAACAGGAGUCUGUCCAUGGACGAGGCCUCCGCGUAUUUACUGGCCCAGAAUCAGGAGUUUGAAGGCUUCAUUCAUACUUCUCUGGAGUGGAUCAUCCGGGCGGGCCAGGAUGUUGGGAUAAGGCUGACUGGGCAGGUAGCUGAUGAUCCAGUGACUGAUGUGUCUGAGAUCUCUCGGCUGGAGUCCACACAUCCCAAGAUGCCCUUCACAUGCCGCUUCCGCCGGGCCCUCCUCACUGUCGUCAGCAGAGUCUUCCUCAUCGCAGUUGCGGUGGGCUGUGUGUGGAGUGUGGUCUGCUACGUGAAGUAUCGCUGGAGGAGAGAGGAGGAGGAGACCAGGCAGAUGUACGACAUGGUGGAGAGGAUCAUCGACGUGUUGAGGAGCCACAGCGAGGCUUGCCAAGAGAACCAGGACCUGCAGCCCUACCUGCCCAUCCCCCACGUCAGAGACUCCCUGGUUCAGCCCCAGGACCGGAAGAAAAUGACGAAGAUUUGGGAGCGGGCCGUCAGCUUCCUGUCGGCCAACGAGUCCAGGAUUCGAACAGAGAAUCAGACGAUUGGUGGAUCGGACUUCCUGGUCUGGAGGUGGAUCCAGCCUUCUCUCGGUUGUGACAAGUCCUCCACGAUGCCCUCUAAAGUCUGGCAGGGGAAAGCUUUCCCUCUGGACCGGAGGAAUUCACCUCCCAACAGCCUGACUCCGUGCCUGAAGAUCAGAAACAUGUUUGACCCAGUCAUGGAGGUCGGGGAGAACUGGGAUCUAGCCAUACAUGAGGCUAUACUGGAGAAGUGCAGUGACAACGACGGCAUCGUCCACAUCACUGUCGACAAGAACUCACGAGAGGGCUGCGUCUAUGUGAAGUGUCUCUCUGCAGAGCACUCAGGGAAAGCCUUCAAGGCACUUCAUGGCUCAUGGUUUGACGGUAAGCUGGUGACGGUAAAGUACCUGCGUUUGGACCGAUACCACCAGCGCUUCCCACAGGCCCAGGGCUGCAGCACGCCCCUGAAGGCCUCCAGCCUGCACCUGAACACCACAUGCGCCAUGGACACUACGCCCUGCCUGCAGCACCAUGGCUCGGCCAACUCGUCGGGCUUCUCGUGAGAUGGCCAUUAGCAUUAGAUUUAGCAUUCUCCUCUGUGCCCUCCCAGCAUCACAGCACCAGUCUGCUGCUGCUCCUUCACUGCUUUAUAACGGGGAAGACUUCAGUCUGUGCCACGGGAGAGCUUUUUUCGUUUGUUUGUUUCGUUUUUUGUUUUUUUUUCCAACACAGGAUCUUUGCAAGAAAAGCUGUUCUGCGUUGCAGUGUUUUUCUAUAAUCUUUGUAUUAGAAAUGUCAUGGAUUUAACAAGGAAGCAAAGCUCUUCUGGAAUAUUUAAGAUGUGUGCAGAUACUCCAACCCUCCCUCCUUCUCUUCCACAGUGUAACUAACUGAUCCCAUGAUGGAAUUCAUUUGGGCACUGUAUGAAAAUGGCUGCAUGUUUCAGAGUAUGCCUCUAUGUAAGCUUUCAAAACCAACACAGUGUGGAUGUUGAUUUCCUGAAGAUGUUCGAUUGUACUCCUUGUUAUUAUUAUUCUGAUUAUUAUUAUUUAGUCAAGUGAGGAAGGCAUGAACAGAUUUGCAGAGGGUGUCCUGUAAAUACAUAUGAAUGGUGGCACAAUCGUUAUUACAUCUCCUGUAUUAAAAGCAAACCAUAAGCUCA